Messenger RNA from Salvia hispanica, 903 nucleotides. The record is from RefSeq and is a predicted model, not a curated record. NCBI's taxonomy places the organism in Eukaryota, Viridiplantae, Streptophyta, Magnoliopsida, Lamiales, Lamiaceae.
UCAUCUUCUGUUCUACAUUCCUCCAUUUGCUCAUCUACUGAAAAAAUGGUGACGCUGAAGCUACAGAAGCGGCUGUCCGCCAGCGUGCUCAAGUGCGGCAAGGGCAAGGUCUGGCUUGACCCAAAUGAAGUUAACGAGAUCUCCAUGGCUAACUCUCGACAAAACAUUAGAAAACUAGUCAAGGAUGGUUUCAUUAUCAGGAAGCCUACCAAGAUUCAUUCACGAUCCCGUGCUCGUAGAAUGAAGGAGGCCAAGAGGAAGGGUCGUCACUCUGGAUAUGGUAAAAGAAAGGGUACCAGGGAGGCAAGGCUGCCCACUAAAAUUCUCUGGAUGAGAAGAAUGAGAGUUUUGAGACGUUUGCUGAGGAAAUAUAGGGAGGCUAAGAAGAUUGACAAGCAUAUGUACCAUGACAUGUACAUGAGAGUUAAGGGUAAUGUUUUCAAGAACAAGCGUGUUCUCAUGGAAAGCAUCCACAAGUCUAAGGCUGAGAAGGCUAGAGAAAAGACCUUGUCUGAUCAGUUUGAGGCUAAGAGAGCUAAGAACAAGGCUAGCAGGGAAAGAAAGUUUGCAAGAAGAGAGGAACGACUAGCCCAGGGACCAGGGGAGAAAGUAGCACCUCCACCAGCUGCGGCUGCCCCUACACCGGCAUCUCAGCCAGCUCAGGUUACUAAGAAGGCUAAGAAGUGAGAUCGCAGAUGACUGCCUUUUUGGUGCGAGAUGACCUUGUGUGCCAUCUUGAUGUUUUUGUUAGAGUAUUCACAGACUAGUGUUUUUAUGAUAUCCAUUUCUCUUGUUAUCAUAAGUAUGCUAUUAAAUGCAAGGAUUAUUGAUACAUAACUUUUAUCUUUGGAUUAUCGUCAGUGUAAUUUUACAUCUCUGAAAAAGUGUCGUCUUAUUGUGUUU